CCUCUCUAAAUCAAUGCCUUUUAUAGGCAGGACUGCCUUUUAGAGCUGCGCCUGCCUGCCUUCUGUCACUCAACAACCUGUGCUUCUUGCAAAAAGUGUAGCCUACAGCACUGAUCAUCCAUCCAGCAGCAACCAGGAACAUGGAGACGCAGCUCCUCUUCACCAUGAGCAGCUGAGAAAGUGAAAGAGUGCGAGAGAUCCGGGUCUGUUCACUUUUUGAAGACGUUUACUCAAAAUUGAAGGUUUCUGAUUGGACGGCAUGGGGAAUCUGAUCAAGGUUCUGACGAGGGACAUCGACAACAACGCGGGGAACUUUUUCCUGGACUUUGAGAACGCUCAGCCGACUGAGGCAGAGAAAGAGUUAUGGGAACAGGUGAACAAGGUUCUGAUGGAGGCCAUGAGCGUUCUGCAGGAUCUGCAGUCCUACAGUGGAGCUGGAGAAGCCAUUAGACAGGCCAUCCAGCAGCCGACUAACGAAAGCGUGCAAGAGAAAGCCUGGACUGCCGUGGUGCCGCUGGUGGGCAAAUUAAAGAAGUUUUACGAGUUCUCCCUAAAGCUGGAAGGUGCCCUGCACGGCCUGCUGGGAUUCCUAACGAGUGCGCGCUGCAGCCCCACGCAGCACUUGGAGCAGGAGCAGGCUCUGGCGCGCCAGUUCGCCGAGAUCCUCCACUUCACUCUGCGCUUCGACGAGCUCAAGAUGACUAAUCCGGCCAUUCAGAACGACUUCAGCUACUACCGCCGGACCCUGAGCCGCAUGCGAAUCAACAACUUGGCAACAGAGGAAGAGAAUGAAGUAAACAACGAACUGGCCAACCGCAUGUCUCUGUUCUAUGCCAACGCGACACCAAUGCUGAAAACAUUAAGUGAUGCCACGACGAAGUUCGUAUCCGAGAAUUCAGAUUUACCCAUAGAAAACACAACAGACUGCCUAAGUACGAUGGCGAGCGUGUGUAAAGUCAUGCUAGACACACCGGAGUACCGCACCCGUUUUGCGAGCGAAGACACAGUGUUAUUCUGCCUGCGCGUCAUGGUGGGAGUCAUCAUCCUCUACGACUACGUUCACCCUGCUGGAGCUUUCGUCAAGUCCUCAAAAAUUGACAUGAAAGGAUGCAUUAAAGUCCUGCGGGAUCAGCCUCCGAACAGAGUAGAAGGUCUCCUUAACGCGCUCAGGUACACGACAAAACAUUUGAACGAGGAGACUACCUCCAAGCAAAUCAAAAACAUGUUACAAGUCUGACAGCGUCCACAAAACGGUACUUUUUGGAACGUAACGAGGAUUUCGACCCUCUUCUGAAGAGACUGGGAGGUUUUCUAUACGGAGAAAAUGGCCAUGUGUCAGGUGGCAGCUAUCGGGAUACACUGCUGUUUGGUGAUCUUUACGCAACUCAGAAAAGGAGCUCCUCUGCUGUGUGUGUGUGUGUUUUUUGUUUUUUUUUUAAAUCGUUUUAUCACCCCGGUGUAUUAUUAUUUUUUUUAAAUGGUUGAUAAAGUGCCAACGUAGAAACAUGUUUGUAAUUUCAUUCCAUUGAUAAACGAUGGUUGUUUUGACAUUUGAUUUCUCUUUUGAACAAAAUAAAGCAGCUGUUUAAAAAACUU
This is a messenger RNA of Neoarius graeffei (lesser salmon catfish), 1596 nucleotides long. It is a transcript of the gene cyriba, whose product is annotated as family with sequence similarity 49 member Ba. The coding region runs from base 260 to 1237 and encodes 325 amino acids. The record is from RefSeq and is a predicted model, not a curated record. Gene Ontology annotation, biological process: positive regulation of T cell activation; regulation of actin filament polymerization. Gene Ontology annotation, molecular function: small GTPase binding. Lineage: Eukaryota; Metazoa; Chordata; Actinopteri; Siluriformes; Ariidae. The transcript is spliced from 11 exons.